AUGGAGCACUCACCCAAGCCUCCAAGUCGACCUCGAUAUGCUACCAUGAGAGACGAUCAGGAACGUGAUGACCAAGGAGAAAGGGCUCUUGAUGAGCAAGGUGUGAAAUUCUCCCAAAGAUCAAAACCUCCCCGUCAAGUGCGUGAUUCCCACCGCGCUUCUGAACCUCGCCGCGACCGUCCAUCCACAAGACCAGAUCCCCGUUCAUCCCGCCGUCGCCGUCAUUCACGCGAUCGUAGUCGUGAUCGCGCUCCUCGUCCAUCGCCCGAUCCCUUACGUCGAGGCCCAGAAGUUAACGACCUUAUCCCUCGCUAUCGAGAGCGACGCCGCGAAAUAGAUGAUAAGUCACGCCGUCGGAGCCGCAGUCGAAGUGGAAGUCGCGAUCCAACAACCAGGGCUUCUCCAGCAGCAUCUAAGCGACAUCAAAGCCGUAGUCCGUCUUUGACCGGGUCCAGUCGAAAGAAGUCUAGAAGAGAUCGAAGUCCUCGACCGAGGACAAGGGAUUAUAGCCCCGAGUCUGCUUCAAGGAAGCACGGUCGACACCCCUCACGGGGACGACGCCAAACAUCGCCUCGCCAUCACAUACGGACUUCAAAAUCCCCAAUGCGAUCACGUCUUAGAUCUCCAGCAGAAUCAGAAUCAGGCUCCCGGCGUGCAGAUAGAGAAGGAGGGCCCGGGCAACAGUCACAGAGUCGGUCACCUAUGUCAGAGUAUCGAACAUCUUCGGCGCGGCGAGUUCAGCCAUUACCUAUUGAGGGUCAACGUGAACCAGACUACGAGCAACAGUCCUCGCGGAGACAGCAUCUGCCAAGAUCACCUCACGUUAGCAAAGAACGGCGAUCUCGAGAGGGAUCACCUGGCUGGCGCCACUCUUCAAGGUCUGAUAUCGACGAUGACAUGACUUCCCGAGGCAAUCCUCGAGGAAGUUACAAUCAUAUGUACCCAUCAAAGCCACACAUAGGUAAUGAUCCAUAUGGUCAAUCGCCUCAAAACUCGUAUCACAACUCGCCGUCACGGUCACCUUACGGAUCAUCUCGCGGCGGUAGGAAUGGCCAACAGUCUCAUCCUCAAGGAAGUAACUAUGGCCCACCAAGCGGGCCCUCAAGUCAAUAUCACCACAAUCCAUCACGAUCCCCUCCACAUUCUGCCCCUACUGGACCCAUGCAGCAGUAUCCUCAAGGAGGAAGUUAUCGCGGAGGUUAUCGAGGCGGCGGCUUCCGGGGUGGUUCUUUUGGCAACCGAGGUAGAGGAGGUUUUAAGAAUUCCCACUGGAACCAAGGUCCUCCCCAACGGGGGCAUCAUGACGACUUGGGCAACGGACGGUUCAGUAACGUGGACGAGCCCAGCGCCAUGGACAUCGACCGCAUGGAUGAUGGAGAUGAGUCUUAUCAAACUCAUGAUCGAAAUGCUGAAGAUGGGGCAGACGGUUUGGCCACCCCUAACAGACCACCCCCAACGGGUCCAGGCUCGCAAUCGCAGUCAGGGGGAUCCGGUGGCAAAUUUAGUUUUGCUUUCAAGCCAUCUUCAAAACCUGCCCUUACAGCACCAAAGCCCGAAAUAUCUCAAAAACUAAACGCCGCCCCCCGAAGAGAUGCUCAAAAGGACAGCCGGGACAAUGACCGCGACCGCAGUCGGGACCACGAUCGAGAAAGAGAAAGAGACAGAGAUAGGGAAAGGGAAAGGGAAAAAGAACGCGAAAAGGGCAGAGAGAGGGACAGGGAUCGAGAGCCUCCACGAAGUGCGCCCACAGAACCAGCAUCAUCGCGAUCACGACAUGAUCGCCGCCAGCCUCCGGAGGGCCCAAGGGUAACGCCUCGAAUGCGCAAAGUGAAGAAGAUGAUGAAGCGGCCAAAGCCAAGACCGACUCUCCCAGGCGAUUUGGUGGAUUCGGAGUCUGUUUUCUUCAGGAAACCUGGCAAUGAGUCCGUCGUUGGCUCCGGCACUUAUGGUAAGGUCUUCAAAGGAUUGAAUGUCUACACCAAAGGAAUGGUCGCUCUAAAGAAAAUCCGCAUGGAGGGUGAACGUGAUGGCUUCCCUGUUACGGCUGUGAGAGAAAUCAAGCUCCUUCAGUCGCUCAGACACGUCAACAUUGUGAACCUCCAGGAAGUUAUGGUUGAGAAGAACGACUGCUUCAUGGUGUUUGAGUACCUGUCGCAUGAUCUCACGGGACUUUUAAAUCACCCGACUUUCAAGCUGGAGGCUGCACAGAAAAAGGACCUUGCCAAGCAAAUGUUCGAGGGAUUGGACUAUUUGCACACAAGGGGAGUCCUUCAUCGUGAUAUCAAAGCGGCAAACAUUCUUGUGAGUAACGAAGGAGUGCUCAAGAUCGCAGAUUUUGGUCUUGCUCGUUUCUACGCCAAACGUCACCAGCUAGACUACACCAACCGAGUCAUCACUAUCUGGUAUCGCUCGCCUGAGCUUUUGCUGGGCGAAACCAAAUAUACUGCUGCUGUCGACGUCUGGAGCGCAGCAUGCGUCAUGGUUGAGAUAUUCGACCGAAAUGCUAUCUUUCCCGGAGAUGGUACUGAGUUCAACCAACUGGAGAAGGUCUACAACGUUAUGGGUACCCCGAACUUGAAGGAUUGGCCAGGCCUGGUUGAAAUGCCUUGGUUCGAGCUCAUGCGGCCGACUGUCAAGAAGAAGAACAUCUUUGAAGAAAAGUAUCGCGAGAAGAUGUCUCCAGCAGCUUUCGAGUUGCUAUCUGCCAUGUUUCAUUACGACCCAGUCAAACGACCCAGCGCUUCCGAAGUACUUCAACAUACCUACUUUACUGAGGAAGAGCCACCAGCUCGGCAAGCCACAGAACUCUCUACUCAUAACGACUGGCAUGAAUUCGAGUCAAAAGCUCUCCGAAAGGAAAAUGACCGACGUGAAAGGGAGGCCCGAAAGCUGGCCAAAGAAGGUGCUAGUAGGGAUGCGGAUAGGGAUAAAGACAAGAAACGCAUCAAUGAAGGAAUCGACCAGCCAGACCCAAAGCGGUUACAGGUUGACAAGAAUGGUGGAAAUAAGCCUACACCGGCAGCAACCUCGUCAAAGCCCACUGAGGCAUAG
Molecule: messenger RNA, 3051 nt
Organism: Fusarium pseudograminearum CS3096
Lineage: Eukaryota; Fungi; Ascomycota; Sordariomycetes; Hypocreales; Nectriaceae
Exons: 3
Coding region: 1-3051 (1016 amino acids)
Biological process (GO): protein phosphorylation; positive regulation of transcription elongation by RNA polymerase II; transcription elongation by RNA polymerase II
Cellular component (GO): cyclin/CDK positive transcription elongation factor complex; nucleus
Molecular function (GO): RNA polymerase II CTD heptapeptide repeat kinase activity; cyclin-dependent protein serine/threonine kinase activity; cyclin binding
Source: RefSeq, a predicted model, not a curated record